CACUUCUUUUCGCUUCCUGCCGUGCGGAACCGAUCAACCAGUCCGAUCUAGUAAUUGAAGUGUAUUAUGGCUACUAACUUCGAUGGUUGCAAGAAUUACCGGGUGUACGUGUUUACACCAAAGUCCUCUAUCAGCGCCUGUUCGUUUUAAUCUCAAUCUACAUGGAUUAAAGGGAUUAAGUGGGUUUAAAUCCAUAGCAAGGCAAAAUGCCUCCUAAUCUCUCUCAAUCUUAUCCAUACUAUGCGAUGGGAAUAGCGGAACAAAUCCUUGCUGGGUCCACACAUCCACAGAGUUCAGUGCCAAAAUCAAAAUGCCACAUCGGAGGGUUGAUAAUCAGCCUGUUUGUUAGUAGCGCUAUCUGAAAAUAGCCAGUCCACAAUAAGCCUCGUGGAAUGAUUUUCGUUUUUGGAAGAAACGGAAUUACUUUCUUGAUUAAGCAGACCUUCCUAUAGACACAACGCAUGACAUUAGCACAACUGUCGGGAACCAUUACAACUGGUUGGCAAAUUAUUAGGAAAACGAGCCACUUUAUAUUGUCUAAAACCCAAAUGGUGGCAAGUGGCAUCCUUGUUGUAUAUCUAGAUUGAAUCAUUGAAGGAGUGGGAGACAAUAAACUUAACAAUGUACUGCCAGUCAAUUUAGCUGAUUUGUCUGACUUCAUGUUACAUUAAUCACCCUAAUGUCGUGUAAUAAGCUAAAAAUGAUGAGCCAAAUCAUAAUAACUUGUUGAUUCAGCUGUGCUUCCUUUUCUUCCUACUGCUUUAUGGCUUACUUGUCUCUCUGGAUGACAGAACAUAAGCUAAUUAUUUAUCUAGUUUCUGUUUCCUAAGCUUCGAUAGUUUUGUAUUGCCAGCAUUGGCCACAACUUGUGCUCCAUGCAAUCUUACCCAGCUUACAUUUUCAUUGACACUUGCAUGUCUUGAUCUAGGAUAAAAUAAAGUAAUACUGAGCUUUCUGUUUCAUGGGCAUUUGUCCUCUUUCGGGUUGUCAAGGAAGUAUGCUUACAUGCCAGUAUUUGAGAUGGAUAAUGUGAAGACUUAUGCAUCGCUUGGAUAAUUUUUGUGAUCGGUGAAAAUGGCUGCUGCUGAAGCAAGGGCUGCUUGGCAACGUGCUGCAAACCGUUGUCUGGUUCAGGAGGACAGGAAGAGAGCUCCAAAACUAGCUUGCUGUCCAUCAUCGGCUGAACAACAUGGUACAAACAAUGGGAACUGUCGAAAUUCUGUAGAUCGUCCUAUCUGCAGUUUAAUGCCUUUGAGCUGCAAUCCCAUGCAUUCUAAUCUGCCACCAGAUGUCAGAUGGUGGGUUCAGUCACAGCCAAAUUUUGGGAUCCAGAAGGAUAUUGUUAGCAAGCGGUUAUGUUCGUUGGGCAGGGACAUUCAUGAGAAGCAAGUGGAAGAUUCAGUGCCACAACCUAAACAUGAGGAAACAUUACUCUGUCAAGCAGUUGACACCAGCACUGAAAAGAUUGGAGAUGCUUUGGAGCCUCCAUGGAUGGUUUCGCCAGCCUUCACGAAGUAUUCCCUUGAAACAGGCUUAGAAGAGAUGAAGACUGUUGGUAGCUAUUCUCAAGUGUCGAAGUGCAUAGAAACUCUCAGCAAUUGUUUGUACAAGGAUAAUGAAUUCCCAGAUUUUGAAUGUAUUGACCCAGCACCUUUGAAGAACCCAGAUAAGGCUAAUUUUGACAUAGAUGCACCUUGGAAAGGUGAAAAGACUCGACCAUGGUGGCAGAUUGCUGACGAGGACCAGCUGGCUUCACUGGUUGCAGAAAGAGCAACACAGCACAUUGAGAAUUGUGACCUACCAAGGCCUACCCAGACAGUACGCAUUAACAGGACAGAACCAUAUACUCAAAAACAUAUAGGUGACUUUGGGGGACCUUCAUCUCCUGCAGGAAGAGUGUCACACCCUGUUCCUGGACAUUGUGACCAUAUCGAGUGUACCUAUAGCACAGGAAGUACAGAUGAGUUGGUUCUGUUAUAUGGUAAUGGAGUUUGGGAACAGCAUGGAAGCAGUGAUACAUAUAGUGUGGUUCAACAUUUUUCUAGCAGUAGCACAACCGGAUUGGAAAGCAAACAAACACUCCGGAAUGGCUCUGAGCGAGACAUGAUUUUGGAGGCACUCCGCCAUUCACAAACUCGUGCUAGAGAAGCUGAUAUGGCGGCUAAGAAGGCGUACAAUGAGAAGGACGACGUCAUCAAGCUUUUGCUCCGACAGGCCUCACAUCUCUUUGCGUGCAACCAGUGGCUGAAAAUAAUGCAGCUGGAGAAUAUUGUCCUGCAGCUCAAGAACAAAGAGCAUCAGAUAGCAGCCAUCAUACCUGAACUUCCAUGGUUAACCCUAAAAGAGAAGCCUACACAGGGUCAGGGGCAGAGAGAUUGGACUAGGAGGAAAGGUAGAAGGCAGAAGAAGGCAGCCGGGUUCUUCGACGCGAUCUUAUUUGCUGUUGGGUUGGGUCUUGCUGGAGCUGGGUUUCUUCUUGGCUGGACUCUUGGGUGGCUUCUGCCGAAGUUUUAAAGUUGUUGGUUAUUUUUAUUUUGGGGUACCCAGCUAGGCAUGUAUUUUGCUGUGUAGGAUCCAGAGGGAAGGCCAAGUGCACUCUGUGAAAAUGGUGUCAAAUGAUCAAAUUUGUUAGACCCUAGCAUCUGUUCAUUUGGAAACAAUGAUGGCGCAAUGAGUAAAUGAAUGGCUGUCCGCAUUCCACCAAGAGCAUUUUUUCUAAA
Zea mays is the source of this 2720-nucleotide messenger RNA. RefSeq lists its product as uncharacterized. The record is from RefSeq and is a predicted model, not a curated record. Bases 1075 to 2514 code for a protein of 479 amino acids. The transcript has 3 exons. Lineage: Eukaryota; Viridiplantae; Streptophyta; Magnoliopsida; Poales; Poaceae.